Messenger RNA from Paramuricea clavata, 602 nucleotides. The record is from the annotation of a GenBank genome assembly. Lineage: Eukaryota; Metazoa; Cnidaria; Anthozoa; Malacalcyonacea; Plexauridae.
UCGAUGAAGAAGAGUUGGUUGAGCAAUGUCUUUUGCCAGACCUGCAUGAAUUUGACAGUAAAGAGAUUGAGGACUUUUUGGAACAAUUCAACUGCCGAACAGUCUUGAAUGAAAACAAUUGUCAGAAAGUGAUCACUGACAUUGCCAAACAAGAGCGGACUCAAAAACCCCAUAUCAUGUUAUCUACAUGACAGCCCAUCCUUUCUGAGCUUAAUGUGUACCAGCCAUUUCAGUCAUUUGAGGAGCUUGAAAUGUUUUAUGACUCUAUAAAGCCUACAAACAAGAAAGUUCUUCACCUUCUGCAAGCUAAACCAAACACCGAGGGGGAACGUGAUGCCUUGAAGUUCUUGCAGCGUUACAUUAGAGGUUUAGAUACAGGUAACCUAGGGCAUUUUCUUCGCUUUACCACAGGAGCCGAUGUUUUAAUUGUGAAUAGUAUAUCUGUGUCAUUUAUUAAAGUCAAUGGGAUUUUUAAAACCGCUGUCGCACACACAUGCGGCCCAGUGUUAGAGUUACCUUGCACUUAUCAGGAUUUUUGUGAGUUAAGAAACGUUUUCAACAAUAUACUAGCCAAACCCGAUUGGGAACUGGACAUUGUUUAG